AUGUACAAAUCGGCGCCAGCGUCGCCGACGAAUUCUGUAAGCACGGGCGGAAUUCCGUCGCGUUUAGGAGGGACGGGAUACAAGUCUAAUGAGGGAGGCCAUCCCUUCAGGCUAGAUUCAGAGAGGAUGGUUAUACGACAUCUCAAAGGAAUUUCUGUGAAUGGAAUACGGCUGGAUAUGCCGAAGACACCCAAACCACGACGCGGGGUGCCGCGAUCGCUGCUUCUAUCGCAAAAGACCACAAAGAGUUCGACUGAUCUUGCGCAAUUGAGGGCCCAGCAUUUACAGGAGCCUCCAUUUGUACCCAGCGGAUUAAAUCUGCCGAGGCGACACCCAAAAGAGACGAUAUUUGGACUUAAUGAUGCAGCCCAGAAGCAGUACAGACUGCAGGAAAUCAACGGCAAAUGUUUGGUUGAUACAUUUGUUUCACUCCAUGAUAUUUCAAGUGAUGAGCCUUUUUACAUAACUGAGGUGGUUAAAGAUACUGCUUUUGCCGACUUUGAAGACUUUGAUCUGACAGGUUUGAAGGUUGCUCAAAGAGGAGCUCUUACCAUCAUGGUCUGGUGCAGAGAGCACGGAUCAGCAGUGUGGACUCUUCUCAUGCGAACGUUUUUGAGACUCACGUUUCUGGAGUAUGUUGGUGAGAGUCAUGAAGCUGUUUUGGCGAAAACUGACCGCAUGAGAAAUACAAUUGUUUUGCGGUUAGGCGACGGUUAUUACCUCGUCCCAGAAUCCGCUUCGCGAAUAGCAGAGGCCGAUUUGACCUCACUAAAAAUUCUCAGACGCAAACUAAGUCAUUCACAACAACCGACUUGCUCUUUUGAUCAGAUCUUGAAACUGAAUAGUGUCCAAAUGAGUGUGGUGGAUACUCUCAGUGUGAAACAGAGAGUGGCUGCUGAGGUCAACCAAAAGCUCGAAGAACAGACAAAUUAUGAGUCUCAGAUAGCCGAUCUAAGGCGACAGAGUCAAGGUUAUAAUCUGGCAAUUUCCCAGGCAAAAUUGGCUCUAGAAUCGUUGCAGAAGAGUCUCUCGGUGACUCGGUCUUUGAUACGCAAAAAGGCCGAACUCAUUCACCAGUCUCCUGCUGAAAGAGUAAACCAUGCCAAAGUCGCAGUUUGUCGUGAAGAAUUUGGAGAAGUCUCUAAUGCUUUGGAGGAUGUUAAAGAACGAAUCAGCGUCGAGAGAGCCCGAAUAGCUUCUGAAAUUGCAGAGGUGUUCCCCAUGGAGUCUUCAGAACGCGGCUACGAAUUUGCCAUUUUCGGGCUAAAACUUCCCUCGUCACCAAGCAGAUCAUUGUCACGUUCUCAGGAGACUGAAACUGCUGCUGUGCUAGGGUUUGUGUGUCAGGUGAUUUACAUGCUGUCUGCCUAUCUGAGGUGCCCAUUGCGGUAUCCAGUGGAGCCAUUUGGAUCUCAUUCCUAUAUCAUGGACCCAAUUAGUAUCAUUUCUGGAAGUCGCAUGUUUCCUUUGUGGGUCCAAGAGAAGACCCUGUAUCGUUUCGAGUACGGUCUCAUGCUGGUGUGCAAGGAUAUCGAACAGUUGAUGGAAUCUGUGGGCCUACGCACUGCUGAGCCCCGCAACAUCCUUGGAAAUCUCAAGAUGCUGCUUCUGUGUGUUUCAUCUCGACCAGAUAGCGAUGUCGAUGUUUCUGCUUUAGAAAAUGCGAACUUGUACAAGUCAAGACUGGACCAUAUCAAGAGGCAUUUGAACCAGCGGAGUCUUUCUGUGAGGAGGUAA
Messenger RNA from Kuraishia capsulata CBS 1993, 1737 nucleotides. RefSeq lists its product as uncharacterized. The record is from RefSeq and is a predicted model, not a curated record. Gene Ontology annotation, molecular function: SNARE binding. Gene Ontology annotation, cellular component: lytic vacuole; endosome. Gene Ontology annotation, biological process: SNARE complex assembly. The coding region runs from base 1 to 1737 and encodes 578 amino acids. The transcript is spliced from 2 exons. Lineage: Eukaryota; Fungi; Ascomycota; Pichiomycetes; Pichiales; Pichiaceae.